This is a messenger RNA of Cyclocybe aegerita, 1977 nucleotides long. The record is from the annotation of a GenBank genome assembly. Lineage: Eukaryota; Fungi; Basidiomycota; Agaricomycetes; Agaricales; Hemipholiotaceae.
AUGCUCUCCUCACCGCCUCGCGCCUCCUCUGACCUCGACUUUUUCUCCCCUCCGAAGAUACAGAAGCCCGGCGCGUCCCCCACCCCAAAGGUCGUCGUCUCCACGCGUUUGACACGUCGUCCACAUCCGUCACAGCGCAGCAGUAGUAUAACCUCGGCUCAAUCAGCCCUACCCUCCUCUUCUCCUCCAUCCUCUCUUGUGUCGUCUCCCCUGUCAACCCCCCCUCCAAACCCACCAAGCCAAGCAAAGAAGCGCAAGUCUUUGCCCUCCGACCCUCCUGUGCCAGGGCCCUCAGAUCUACCACGGGCCGUGAAGCGUCUCCGAACUGCUUCUAAUAAGGAGAAAGGCCCGAAGCGUAAGACUGGGUCCUCAAAGAACUCCUCCCGUGCCAACAGUCGCCAAUGCAGCUUGCCUCCCUCGCCCGAACCGAUCUACAGAAAGAGUCGCUCACGCUCCACUUCCCGCUUCCCUGCGGGCGAUUCCGACGGACCAGUCAAUCUGAGAAGAUGGUGUACCGACGAGGACGGCACUCCAGGCGAUAGCUUCUUGAGCUCUGAGAUGGUUGUAAAGAAACUAAUGAAAUCAUAUAAAGCAUAUUUCAAGAACCCUAACGAUCCGAAUGACAAGUCUUUCGAGCCUCAUCCAACCGACUACCCUGUGGUCGAGUUAGAAUUCCCUAACAAAGGCGCCUCGGAAAGAUUUAUUCUCCUUGCGCCAAAAGACAAAGACCAUUACAAUCCUAUCAUGGAUUUAGAACGCUCGCUAUAUACAAUAGUUGAAUGUUGUCUUCCUAAAGAAUUGCGACAUCUCUUCGGUUCUAUCCCUAGCCUCCCUUCGAGUGACAUCAUAUCGCCUCCGCAGUCGCCGUCGCCGUCUCCGCCCUGCUCUCGGGCCAGUAGCUCAUCCACCUCGAGUUUGAGUUCCGCCCCUGCCUCUCCGGGCGCUUCACCACAACCGCCCUUGCCCUCGAUAGCUUCUCUUUUUUCCGAUUCCUCUAUCGACCAUCUACCCGUUCUCCGAGCAGUUCAACGUGCCAUCAACCUUCAAGAUGGGCCUCUAUUUCUCCUGGCCAUGAAGCGAGUUAAUGUUCUGCUUCAAUCUCUCAAAUAUCCCGAGGUAUCUGAAGACCCCUUCGGACCUGACCCUCGAAACCCCUUCAUGAACCAGAUUGAGAGCUGGACAAUCUCCCCUGGAACCAUUCCAGAUAAGGAGAAGCUGGAGAAGCUGGACGAGAAGGAUAAAGUCCUAAUGCGUAUCAUCGAAGAAACUUAUCAGCGGACUGUUGGACCUAACGUCCCAAGUCUGAAACAGUAUGAAGCCUUCUCGAGCACCGUUUACGGCGAAUUGAUGCCUUCACUCGCGGAAAGAAUAAUUCAGCAGACCGGGCUCAACGAAGAUAGCCUUUUCCUCGAUCUUGGAAGUGGUGUCGGGAACGUUGUUGUUCAAGCUAGUCUACAAACGGGGUGUACAAGUUAUGGCAUUGAGCUGAUGCAGCAUCCUGCACGGGUAGCAAACGACAUGGUCGAACAAAUGAAGAUGCGAGCGCGAAUGUGGGGUGUCAGGGUGGGAGAAAUGGAAUUGGAGCAAGGCGAUAUGUUGAAGAGCAGGCGCACGGAUGAGCUUAUUGCCAAGGCAGAUGUGGUCCUGGUCGACAACAAAGUCUUCGAGGAGAGCUUGAACGAGGCAUUGCGUCCCAAAUUUCUCGACCUGAAGGAAGGGGCCAAACUCGUCUCUUUGUCGCCUUUUGUCAGUUCCAUCAAUGCACGCUUCACCAAACGGAACGUUGACGAUAUUAGCGCCAUCUUUGACGUCGAAGAACAUCCAUACUAUUCUGGAGACGUCUCGUGGGGGAAUGGCGGAGGGAACUACUACAUUCACAAAGUCGAUCGUGAGGGGUACGCGAAGAUCAAAGAACGCUUUGAUAGCAUACACGGAGGAUCUGGACGCAGUUCGCGCUCACGCAGAAGACAACCCUAG